CAAAACGGAAAUGAAAACGGAAAUGAAAGCAAGACCAGUUAGCAGAAGCGCCCAACACGAAGUGCUUUACUAGGCCUACUUGAACACAAAACGUGAUGCCCCGUAAAUAAUUGAAUGGGUACGCUUUAUGGCGGCAAUAGAUAUAUAUAUAUAUAGGUCGGGGCCCACUCAAUCUCAAACAGAGCUUUCUGAAUUCCAGAUUUAUUCCCGCCAAACUCACUCUCUCUCUCGAUUAAGGUACGCUUCUCUCUCUUCUAAAUUAUAGUUAAGUGAUAGAUCCAAGAGCUAUAUAUGGUUACAGAUUCAUUUGUGUAUUUUAUUCUCUAUAUUUGGGUUUCGAUUACUAGAAAUUAGGGCACAAUAUUGCAUUCAGAAUCGUUGAAUUUACUUUCAUGUGUUUAAAUGGGUAUUGCUCGAAACCCUAGAUCCUGGAAUUACCGGGAUUCACAUUCUUGAUAUGUAAUUCUGGCAAAGGGUUGGUUGAGCUUCAAAUAUUAAAUCUCAAAUUCUCAAGGAGCAAGGUCAAAUUCGUUUAAUUUAACCCGGAGAAUUCUCAAAUUUUCGAAAUUGGAUUGUCAAUUUGGAAGAGUUGAACUGACGAGAGUGUGGUGCAGAAUUUUAACUGGCUGGUCAUUUGUGUUUCGGGUUUUGUUUUGCUCAGGUUAUUAUGAAAUCUAUGUUUUGGGUAGAAAAUUGCUGGAAACAAUUUGGAUAAUAUGUGUGAGAAAGGGCAGUGUAGCUUUCGUGUUAUUCAAACGAUAUAGUCUCUUGUUUCAUAUGGAAGAAAACGAGAAACGGAAAAUUACAAAAAGUUGGAAUACUCCUGGUGUGAUAAAAAUAUGUAUAUUUUUUUGCUUACACCAGUUAAUUAGUUCUUUCUUGGUAUCCUAUUUUGUUGAAGCCCGAAAAGAUGCAUUAUUGUCUUACUUACGAGAGGGACCGUGUGACAGUAGGCUAAAGAUCGGUGAAGCCAAACCAGCAUGAAAGCUUCUAGAGAAACAAACAGGAAGGUGAUCAAGAUUCCUGUAGAGGGAAGAGCACGUAUAGGAAGUACCAUGAGAGAACAGAGAUUUACAGGGAGAACUACCCGAGUCUGCCACAAAGCAACAGGGCAAGGUGGCAAUUUCUUGGUUGAAAUGGACGAGAAUCCCGAAGGCAUGUGUCUGGAGCUUCCUGACAUAGGUGUGCCCUUUUUAGGAACAAUAAAGAGACUGCCUGUUCUUGAGUGUUAUCAAGGGCAAAAACUUCUUCCGCAGUCAAAGAUCAAGUUGCAGCUUUUCCCUGUAAAUGAAGCCACCCGCAUAGGAUUGGAAAAGGAUGGACAUCAUCCAUAUUUAGAACUCAUUCUUAGACCACGGAAGAAGAUUACUUCUGUACUAAAGCACCUUAAUGAUAAGUGGGGCAGAUCAAGCAUUGCUUUUGAGUUCUAUUCCCAUAUAAGAUGCCCGACAGUAUGUCUAGUAACAGAAGAUGGACACUGAAUGAUGGCAAUAUUAGUGCCGGAGCGGUCUAUGCAGCUUUUGGAAGCCCUGCAGUUUUUCGCUUAAGGUAUGGCUGGUUCUCUACUGAACCUAAAACUGCUUAUCAACCUUCUACAUCAGCUAAUGACUUACGAUCUGAAGGCGAGCAGAGAUGUAGAAGCCCCGCAACAGAGAAUGUUAUUGAUGAAUUAUGGAAACAUACUGCUUUAGCAACAAAAGAUUUCAAAUCAAAUGAUGCAAGUGAAACAAUAAAUGCAGAUACUGAGAAGAUUUCUACUGGAGCUGUUGAUCCCAGGGACAAUAUUCAGAGGAGGAUGGGUAACCAUGCUCAGGAACCACUUUUGAUUGACAGUGUAACUAAUAUAAGCGUUGGAGGCCUACUUUCUGAAGCAUCCUUACAGGCCAAGUUCAAUAGCAGUAAAGAAAAACAAAUUGGGAAAAAUGAAGGCUUUUAUCCUACUGAAAUAAAAAAUGAUUCAAAGUCAUUUGUGUCGUGGGAUUGUCCAUCUAUGAGCAUUGGUGGCCUCCUGUCUGAAGCAUCCUUGCAGGGCAAGCUCAAUGGAUCUGAUGCACAACCAGUUGAGAGCAAUGCAGGCUUGCCACCAACUCAAGGUCAAAGGCCAUCCACUCAUGACUCAUGCUUAUCUAUUUUUGACGCCAAAGAAACGUGCCGUGCAUUUCCUUCUCAAAAGUUCUCUUCGUCGGGAAAAGAUGUUCUGGGGUUUGGUGGAAGUCGUGGAUGUUUCAACCAGAAUCCUGUUUCUAAACUAUUCAAGUUCCCUGAUGAAGCCAAGGUUUGCUGAGUUCUAAUAGUUCAUUUCAUUCUGUUAUUGCAACUGUGCUGUUUAACCAGUUGUGGCUUCCGUCUCGUUUAAAUAACUAUGAUUUGAAUACCAGAUUUUGGAUUGGUAUGACAAUAGAUCGUCCUAUUCUAUAAAUAUUACAAUUUGGAUGUUAAAUAAAUAUGAAAUUGUUUUAAUUGGUAGUCAGAACUUGUCUUGAAUGAACUGUGCUGAAUCUCUAGUAUAUUGAAGUGUUGAAAGUUUCGGAAUGUCUCGACAUUGAAGGGUGUUAUAACCUUUGAUGUGUUGGUUAACUGAGUUAUCAAAUUUCUCCGUCGUUUACUUUUUUAUAUUGUUAAGACUUAAAGAACCUUAAUCAGCUGUUUGGUUUGGUAGACCUUUCUAAAUUUUACUGAUCAGAACAAGACUAACAUCAACAGAUUGCUUGGGUUUUUUUUAGGGAUGUGCUGUCCACACACCCCUUUUUACUUCAUACGCACCCACUUAAUUUGCGGCCAUCGGGUCAACUAAAUUAAAGAAGAUCAAAAGACAUAAACUAACAAGGGGUGUGUGAGAAGUAAAAAAUGGUGUGUGGAUAGCAGACCCCUUUUUUUAAUCUGUGUAAGACUAUAUGGUGAGGCAAUUUUAGGCUACAUAAUUCUCACUAGUAUCUUACCAAAGUAAUUAGUAUAAAGGCUUUGUCAAGAUUUUAAACAGCAUGUAGCUGUGUUCCUUGCCGGGGGAUAUGGACUCGCUUGGCCCUUUCAAGCCGUUGAAGUAAAACAAGAAGAAUCUCAGUCGGAUGUU
Malus domestica (apple) is the source of this 3070-nucleotide messenger RNA. NCBI's taxonomy places the organism in Eukaryota, Viridiplantae, Streptophyta, Magnoliopsida, Rosales, Rosaceae. The record is from RefSeq and is a predicted model, not a curated record.